Molecule: messenger RNA, 1266 nt
Organism: Cydia amplana
Lineage: Eukaryota; Metazoa; Arthropoda; Insecta; Lepidoptera; Tortricidae
Product: lanC-like protein 2
Exons: 8
Coding region: 38-1258 (406 amino acids)
Biological process (GO): carbohydrate metabolic process; peptide modification
Cellular component (GO): plasma membrane
Source: RefSeq, a predicted model, not a curated record
GUAAGUUAAUUCAUUGAAAUCUGCUGCCUGCCCAUACAUGGCUACUAAAGGAACUUUUGAAAAUAAUUUUAAUGAUUACUCUGAAGGAACUGCAAUUACAGUAUUAAAUGAAACUCAAGAUGCCAUUUCGUCAAAGUUACAAACAAAACUGCAGAAAUAUACUGAUGCAAAAGUUCACUUUUUAACUACGGAGCUGGCGAGCGAUAUAUUUUAUGAUAACACAGUGUACACUGGGUCUGCAGGAUUGGCACUUUACUACCUUAUGUCUGCUUUAAAUAAAAAGGAGACUUACACUGAAAAUCUAAGGAAUGCUCUUCUUUAUUUAAAUAUUAAUAAUCUCAAGGGUCGCAGAAUAUCAUUUCUGUGUGGUGAUGCAGGCCCACUUGCUUUAGCUACUGUAAUAUCAUACAAAUUAGGUCGAGACACUACUGAUUUGCCUGACUACAAAACUUUAGGACAAAGACUAGUAUCUUUAAUGUAUCUGCUGAAUGAUUCUCCUGAUGAGCUGCUCUAUGGAAAAAGUGGCUACUUAUAUGCAUUACUGUUUGUAAAUAAGUAUAUAGAUGAAAGAACUAUAAUUCCUCCACAUUACAUUGAGAAGGUGAUUAUUGCCAUUCUGAAAUCUGGAAAGGAGUAUUCACAGCAAGUGAAGUCCAUCAGUCCCCUCCUAUGGCAGUGGCACGACAAGGUGUAUUUAGGGGGCGCUCAUGGGGUGGCUGGCAUACUUUAUAUUCUAUUACAGGCCCAAGCACACAUAUCUGCCAAUGACAUGCAAACAUUAAUCAAACCGACUCUAGAUUGGCUGGUGAAUCAAAAAUUACCAAGCGGUAAUUUCCCCUCAUCUUUGAAGAGUGCUUCGGGAGAUCGCCUCGUGCAAUGGUGUCAUGGAGCUCCUGGUUUUGUUCCUCUGCUAAUAUUAGCCCAUCAGAUCUUCGGCGACGACAAAUAUAUGAAAACGGCACUGCAGUGCGGAAAGGUCGUCUGGGAACGAGGGCUAUCCACGAAAGGCUACAGUAUUUGCCAUGGAGUUAGUGGGAAUGCCUAUACAUUCAUUCAACUUUAUCAAGCAACUAAGGAGCCUAUCCACCUGUACCGCGCGUGCUGCUUCACGGAGUGGUGCUGCCUGGAGCGCAGCGGCACGGAGCUGCUGCCUCCGGAGCGGCCCGCGUCGCUGUUCGAGGGGCUGGUGGGCCGCCUCUGCCUCGCCCGCGACCUGCAGAACCUGCCCGCUGCGCACUUCCCCGCAUACACUGUCUAGGCUUGUUU